UCGUGUUUUCGUGUUUAGUUUAAAGUGCCGGUGAAAAUGGAAUCAAAACACCAAAAAUACGGUCCUAGAUUGAUCCCGACCGAUCCGUGGUUACCGGAUGCCAAGCUUGAAGGAGAAACCGAACCGAACUAUAUUUUAGAGCGAGUGAAAAAGCAAAAUGAGUACCCUCCUAUUUUUGCCAAGAAGUCCUGGACCAAAGCUGUGCUUGAGAAAGAUAUCCAGAUGUAUUUUAAGCCGACUGAAACUAUUGGUGCGACUUUUACACCCGGCGCUCAAGAACUAAGAAUACAGGACUUGCCAAAACGAAAGAAAAAAGUAAAUCCGAGUCCUUUGGGAGAAGAUGGAAAAUUGCGGUACCCUCCGAAGAAAUCCAGAAAGCAAAUUGAGCAAGAAGAACUUCUACUGGAACAACACGCCAAAAAAGUGGAUACGUCAGCAUUCGUCGACAUUAUAGAUUUACUGUCAGGGGACUAUCAUAGACGAAAAGAAUCAGAAAAAAUUGCGAAGCAGAAGGAACUGAAAAUGAAACGAAAAACGGAGGCACUCAAGAUGGAAGGAUAUUCGUAUGAAAAGGAGAGGGGACAACUAAAGUUACUUCAAGCGAUAUUACCAAAAGAUCCAGAUGAUCAGAAAAGGUUUUUAUACAAAGAAUGUCAUAUAGAGAUGAAUAAGAUGAUAAAGGAAAGAGAUAUAGAACGGAUGAUCUACUAUUUAACUGAGGGUAUUGGUACUGAAUACAUAUCACCGUAUGACGACAAACUGUUGCUGCGAGUCAGAGCAAAAAUACCCGAGAAGUACAAAUUGUUAAAAGACUUCAGAGUUAUGGUAACUACUGACGAAAAAAUUGUGAAAAAGCUAUAUUGUAUUUAUAUGAGGAAACAUUUGCUGCAAUAUGUGCUUAAGGAUCCUGCAGAAUGGAUAAGAUUACGAUUCCAAACAUUUCCAUCCGAAUAUCCAAUUAUGCUGGUUAGAGCACCAGUACCUUGGCAUACAAACUAUUGUUUAAGUACUCAAUUAAUGGAAAAGCAUUAUUACAACGGAAAUAUCAUUGUCAGGAAAAUCCGUGACCUUUGGUGGGAAAAGUACGACAAUAUGCUUAUAGUUCCACAAGAUGACCUCUUGAACAAAGAUCUGACUUCUUUAACACCAGCAGGCUUGGAAGAGAGAGUGGUAGCCAUCUGUAAAAACGCCAGAAACAUCAUAGUAAACCAAUGGUUACCUUCAUGUGCAGACAUAUUUCUAGAGUUUAGGAAUUAUUGGAGGCAGUACAUUCCCAAGAUACCGUCCGAUACUACUAUGCUUGUUGAACGCUUUUUUGAUUGUGUAAAUGUCCUGUUGUCUAUGCAACUGCGAUGGUUGGUCGAAAAAAGUUUGAUACAUUUCAAGGAUCUCUUUAUUCAGUUUAAGGAAGGAAAUGAAUACGGCGAAAAAUAUGAAGAUUUAAAAUUGAUCAACAUUCCUAUAUUAACUCUAACUGUAAAACCCCAUGUUGGAACAGAUCAGUUAAUUUUUAGUCCGACUUUUGACGAAAUUCAAGCUCUAUUAAAAAGAUGCUUUGCAAAAAUAUUAGAAGUAAAUCGAAAAAUUUAUAGAAUAGAAAUUAUCAUGUUUCCAGAAUUUGCAACGAAAGAAAGAUUCCUUCACCACGUCCAUAGAAAAGAAAUGCCCGUUUUAGCUCUUCAGCAAGAAAUAAUUGAUUCUUUCAUUCCAAAUGCUAUUGGUCCUCAAAAGUAUUUAUCUGUAUAUGAUAAGUAUCUGUAUAUUUUGGAUGGUACUGCAGAAAAAGAGCUAACAGAUUUUUUUGAGAUACCGCCAUUUCCAUUUUUAAAAGACUUCGCAAGAAAAAUCAAGCACUAUGAUGAAUUGAAAGUGGAGUUUAUUAAUUUACGAAAACUGAUUCCUAUGAAUUUAUUUAAUCUUGACUGCGCUGAGUUAAACGAAACGCUCUAUAAUAUAAUAGAGACCCUAAGAAUGAAAAUUGUUAAUUAUUUUAUUGCUGAAUGCAGAUCUCUUAAUCGAUUAAUUUGCGACACGUUUGAUGAAAUGUCCCAAAAGGCUAGCGGCAAUCCAGAUACUGUUGCUGAAAUUGUUGAAUUACAAGCAUAUGUUAUUGAAUGUAGAGAUGUUACAAUGUACAAUUUAAGAGAAAAAAUUCGAAAAACCGCCGAAUAUGUUCUCUUUUUAAUGGAUUAUGCUCAUCUUUCCAAUGACGAUAUCCAGCUCAAUACUCGUGUGUUCCUUUGGCCAAAAGACAUGGAACUCGUUAUAGAGAUAGCUAUUCAACGACUAAACAUGAAAAGAGAUCAAGCAGAAACGACUCUAAAGAAUAGAAGAACGGCUUUCGAUGCACGAUUAAGAAGACAUGAAAAAAUGCUUAUUGCUUUCAAAAAGAAAGAUCCUCCAAUUCUUACCAUGGAAGAAAUGGAAGAGAGUGUAGGCGCUGUAGAAAUAAUAGUACAAAGACUGGCUGAAGAUAAAGCAGAAGCUGAGCAGAUAAAUGAAGAAGAACAGUUACUGGAUAUGGAUCCAUCACCUUUUAUGAAUUUGUAUAAAAUGUUACAAGUCGUCGAUCCUUAUGACAAAUUAUGGCACACUGUCUACGACUUUCAUAAAAAUUACGACUUAUGGUACUAUGGUCCUUUCCAAGGCUUGGACGCCGAUGAAAUUACAGAUUAUACUGAAGAUUGUUGGAGAACUUUGUAUAAAUUAUCAAAAACCUUCAGUGACAAUCCGGGUGCGAAAAGAAUAGCCGAAAUGGUUCGAGCAAAAGUGGAAAAGUUUAAGCAAUUUUUGCCUGUUUUGCAAACAAUUUGCAAUAAAGGAUUGCAAAAAAGACAUUGGGAUAAGAUCUCCGAAAUUGUCGGUGUGCCUUUAGCAAUAACUGAAGAUUCCACUUUGAGUGAUAUGAUUGAUGCUGGUUUGCCUAAAUUUACCACUCAACUGGAAGAAAUCAACGCAGGAGCUACCAAAGAACAUGCCCUGCAGGUUAAUUUGGCGAAGAUGAAGGAAGAGUGGGUCGAAAUACGAUUCGAACUGACACCUUACAGAGAAACCGGUGUUAAUAUAUUAACAGCUGUAGACGAUAUACAAGUGAUGAUGGACGAUCACAUCCUAAAGGCUCAAACGAUGAGAGGUUCUCCAUACGUAAAAGCAUUUGAAGAUGAGAUGGCUGCUUGGGAAGAAAAGUUACUUUCCAUGCAGGAUAUUUUAGAACAAUGGCUCAUUUGUCAAGCUACUUGGAUGUACCUGGAACCCAUAUUUGGAUCUGAAGAUAUAAUGCGACAAAUGCCAACGGAAGCAAGAAACUUUAAAUUGGUAGAUAGAGUAUGGAGAGCUAUUCAAAAUAACACGAUGAAAGAUACACGUGUUUUGAUAGCCACAGACUAUAAAAACAUGCUUACUUUGCUCAGAGAAAACAAUAAAAUGUUGGACGAAAUUCAAAAAGGAUUGAACGACUAUUUAGAGAAGAAGCGUUUGUUCUUCCCUAGGUUCUUCUUCUUGUCCAAUGAUGAAUUGCUUGAAAUACUUUCUGAAACCAAAGAUCCAUUACGUGUACAACCACAUCUUAAGAAGUGCUUUGAAGGUAUUCAUCAACUAGAGUUUACAAGGGACGAAGAGGUUAUUGGUAUGAUUAGUGUUGAAAGAGAAAAAGUACCGUUAAGUGAGAAAAUUGUACCAGCCGACGCCAAGGGUAUGGUUGAAAAAUGGUUAGUCCAGGUAGAAAGAGUAAUGAUCCAGUCAAUCAAAGACGUUAUGAGGGACUCUAUACACAACUAUCCAGUUGUUGAUAGACCUACAUGGAUCCUGAAUUGGCCAGGACAAAUCGUACAGUGUGUCGAUUGCAUAAUGUGGACCACUGAAGUGACAGACGCAAUUUUUGGCGGAGCUUUAGAACAACAGGAACAUCUUUGCACUCAUCAAAUAGAACAGAGUGUUAAAAUGGUGCAGGGGAAAUUGAGAGCAAAUACUCAAGUUACUGUUGAAGCUCUUAUUGUUAUUGAUGUUCAUGGUAGGGAUAUUGUUAAAAUGUUAAAAGAACUUAAAGUGACAUCAGUGGCUGAUUUCAACUGGAUAGCUCAGUUACGUUAUUAUUGGAGGGAUUUGAUGGUUAGCGUUUGUAUGAUAACCACAGAGGUAAUGUAUGGAUUUGAAUAUUUGGGAAAUACUGGACGUCUGGUAGCUACACCGUUAACUGAUAGAUGCUACAGAACUUUGAUGGGUGCUCUAAAACUGAAUCUUGGUGGGGCCCCUGAAGGUCCUGCAGGUACUGGAAAAACAGAAACAUGCAAAGACUUAGCCAAAGCUGUUGCCAAGAAGUGUGUCGUUUUCAACUGUUCGGAUGGACUCGAUUACAAAGCUUUAGGCAAAUUUUUCAAGGGUUUAGCUCAAGCAGGCGCUUGGGCCUGUUUCGAUGAGUUUAAUCGAAUCGAAUUAGAAGUACUGUCUGUAGUGGCACAACAGAUUCUAAGUAUACAAAUGGCUGUAGCUGCUAAACUUACAAAAUUUGUCUUUGAAGGAACUGAAAUUACGUUGGAUCCAACAUGUACAGUUUUUAUUACUAUGAACCCAGGAUAUGCGGGUCGACAAGAGCUACCUGAUAAUUUGAAGGUACUUUUCAGAACAGUAGCUAUGAUGGUACCAGACUACGCAAUGAUCGGAGCGAUAUCUCUUUAUUCGUAUGGAUUUGUCCAAGCAAAUAGCUUAUCAGAAAAAAUCGUUCACACAUAUAAAUUAUGUUCAGAGCAACUUUCAUCUCAAAAUCAUUACGACUACGGCAUGCGUGCUGUCAAGUCUGUACUUCUUGCUGCUGGUGCCUUAAAAAGAAUGUACCCCGAUGUGUCUGAGCCACAAAUUGUUUUAAGAGCCAUCAUUGAUGUCAAUUUACCCAAGUUUUUAGCACAGGAUGUUCCCUUAUUUGAAGGAAUUUAUUCUGAUCUGUUUCCUGGAGUCGAAAUUCCCAAAUUUGAGCGCGCCGAGCUCAUCGAGUGUUUAGAGAGCGAAAUUUAUAAAAGAAAUUUGCAACCCACACCAUGGUUUGUAGAUAAAUGUAUGCAGAUAUAUGAGAUGAUUUUAGUCAGACACGGUCUAAUGAUCGUUGGCAGGCCUAUGGGUGGAAAAACUUCUGCCUAUCAGAGCUUAGCAGCUGGUUUAGGUACCCUUGCAAAUCGGCAGAAUGCUUCGUUGAAAGAAUAUGAUGUAAUUUACAAAAUAAUAAAUCCAAAAGCUCUGACUAUGGGUCAGCUCUAUGGACAAUUUGAUCCUGCAUCACACGAAUGGUCGGACGGAGUUUUGGCAACAACGUUCAGAGAGUAUGCAAACAGUACAACCAGAGAUCGCAAAUGGAUUCUGUUUGAUGGUCCAGUGGAUGCAGUAUGGAUUGAAAACAUGAAUACGGUUUUGGACGAUAACAAAAAACUUUGCUUGAUGUCAGGUGAAAUAAUUCAAAUGUCACCACAAAUGAAUUUAAUAUUCGAGCCUGCCGAUUUAGAGCAUGCUUCUCCAGCAACAGUAUCCAGGUGCGGUAUGAUUUACAUGGAACCAGCUCUUUUGGGUUGGAAGCCUUUCAUGGAUUCAUACAUGAACAAAUUAGCAAAGUUCCUCUUGGUAGAACAGCAAGAACUGUUGGUCGAGUGCAUGGAGUGGCUGGUUCCUGCCGUGUUUAAACAAGUCCAUAAGUCUAAAAGAUUUGUCGAAACGUCGGACAUUCAUCUUUAUUUUUCAUUUACCAGGCUAUUUACCUGCUUGAUACGAGACGAAAACCAAGUGAGUACCGUAUGGCUUCAAUGCACAUUAAUAUUUUGUCUCUUAUGGGGUUUUGGAUCGACAUUAACAUUGGAAGGAAGGCAGACCUUCGAUACAUUUUAUAGGAAGUUAUUAUACGGCGAAAACAGAAAAUAUCCUAAACCAAAAUCGUUCAAACUAACGAAAAGCCAAAUAUUUCCCGAUCGAGCUAACGUCUUUGAAUGGGUCUACGAUAAGAAAAAUAACGGUACUUGGAUUAGUUGGACUGAUACAGUAGAGAAAAUUGACAAGAUCCCUCCAACUGCUAAGGCAAAUGAACUGAUUAUUCAAACAAAUGAAUCAUGUUGUCAGAGAUUCUUUUUGAAGAUGUGCCUGGAUAACAAAAUACCGAUUCUGUUCAUUGGACCAACUGGAACUGGCAAAUCGGCAGUGGUAAUGGACUAUAUGUUGAAUUUACCGAAGGAGAAAUUUUUGCCCAAUAUUGUUAAUUUCAGCGCCAGAACAUCAUCGACUUUGACCCAGGAAAUGGUAAUGUCAAAACUGGACAAAAGAAGACGUGGUGUCUUUGGUCCUUCAAUGGGCAAGCAGUGUAUAUUAUUCGUCGACGACGUAGGUAUGCCGCAGAAAGAAACCUGGGGUGCUCAACCUGCAGUUGAACUGCUUCGUCAGUAUAUAGAUCAUGGACAUUGGUACGAAAAAGACACAUCAAUGCUCUAUCUUGUGGACAUACUCUUCGUUGGUGCAAUGGGAGUUCCAGGAGGUGGUAGAAAUGAGGUCACUGAUAGAUUUUUAAGACACAUGCAAAUUAUCACCAUUGACUCUUUUGACGACAAUACUUUAAGCAAAAUAUACACGACCAUAUUAGAUUGGCACUUUGCUAAAGGCUACGUGGAACCAGUAGCAAGGCUUUCUAAGUUUUGUUGUGCGGCUACUUCAGAAGUAUAUAAAGAAGCGAUACAGCAAUUUUUGCCAACACCUGCAAAAUCACACUACACUUUUUCGCUGCGAGACUUCUCCAGAGUUAUUCUUGGGCUUCUUCUCACACCUCCCCAACGGAUGGACGAUCCUGACAAGUUUAUAAGACUCUGGAUUCAUGAAACGUACAGAGUAUAUCAUGAUCGACUCAUUGACGAUGAUGACAGGAAAAAACUUUUUAAUAUUGUCAAAGAGGCGUGCUAUCAAGGAUUUAGACAGAAAUUUGACAAAGUAUGCGCGGUAUUUGUUCCCGAAGAUGAAAUAAUAGCACCUCGCCAUCUCAGAAACUUGUUUUAUGGGAAUUACAUUAAUCCAGACGCAGAUCCUAAAAUUUACGAUGAGAUUUUAGAUAUGGAGGAUUUAAUAGCUAAGAUGGAAUAUUAUCUCGAGGAACACAAUACGAUGUCCAAAACUCCAAUGAAUUUGGUUAUGUUCCAAUUUGCCAUAGAACAUGUGUCGAGAGUCUCACGUGUUAUUACUCAACCCAAUGGAAAUGCAUUGUUGGUCGGUGUAGGAGGAUCUGGAAGACAUAGUUCAGCGAAGUUGGCAGCUUUUAUGGCUGAAUGUGCCAUAUUUGAAAUUGAAAUAACCAGGACCUACAGCACUUCGGAAUGGAGAGAAGAUUUGAAGAAAUUAUUAACGAAAGCAGGUACAGAAGGAAAACCUAUUCUGUUUCUUUUCGCCGAUACCCAAAUUGCGGACGAAGGCUUUAUUGAAGACAUUAAUACAAUUCUCAACACCGGUGAUGUGCCAAAUUUGUAUGCGCCGGACGAAAAAGCUGAGAUUUUAGAAAAAAUGCAAGCAGUACUUAAAGAAAGCGCCAAAAAAAUGGAAGCAACGCCAUUAGCUUUAUAUAACUUCUUUAUUGAACGAGUAAGAAGGAAUCUGCAUAUAGCACUAUGUUUAUCACCGAUUGGAGAUUCAUUUAGAAUUAGAUGUAGAAUGUUUCCAUCUCUUAUUAAUUGUUGUACCAUCGACUGGUUCCAGAAGUGGCCUGAUGAUGCAUUGGAAAGGGUAGCCCAUAUGUUUUUAAGUCAGACAGAUAUCGGUGCAGAAAUGAUUGACGUGUGCGUAUCAAUUUGCAAACAUUUCCAUGUGACCGUUCAGGAUUAUUCUGACAUAUUUUACACUGAGCAAAGAAGAAAGACAUAUAUUACUGCAACAGCUUAUCUUGAGCUAAUUCAAACAUUUAUAUCUCUCUAUGCUUUAAAAGUAGGUCAAAUAACUCUACAACAGAGAAGAUAUGAAACUGGAUUAGAAAAACUGGAUUUCGCAGCUGGACAAGUUGGUUUAAUGCAAGACGAAUUAACUGCACUACAGCCAAAACUUAUUAUUGCCUCAGAAAAAACUGAAAAACUAAUGGUCAAAAUUGAACAGGAUACCGUUGUUGUCGAAAAACAAAAAGAAAUUGUAGCAGCCGACGAAGCUGUUGCAAAUGAAGCAGCUGCAGCAGCGCAAGCUAUCAAAGAUGACUGCGAAUCAGAUUUAUCCGAGGCCAUUCCAGCCUUAGAAGCUGCUAUAGAAGCUUUGGAUACACUGAAACCUGCGGAUAUUACAGUUGUUAAGUCCAUGAAAAGUCCACCUUCUGGUGUAAAACUGGUUAUGGAAGCUAUUUGUGUAAUGAAACAGAUAAAACCAGAAAGAAAACCAGAUGUUGCGACGGGAAAAAUGAUAGAAGACUAUUGGGGUCCAUCUGUCAAACUUUUGGGAGAUAUGAAAUUUCUGGAAAACUUGAAAUCUUACGAUAAGGAUAAUAUACCCCCAGCUGUAAUGAAAAGAAUAAGAGACAGAUAUAUGCCAGACCGAGAAUUUAAUCCUGAGCGAAUCAGGCACAUCUCUACCGCAUGUGAAGGACUUUGUAAAUGGGUAAGAGCUAUGGAAGUGUAUGACAGAGUUAUCAAAAUCGUCGCUCCGAAAAAAGCUCGUCUGGCAGUAGCAGAAGCUGAACUUGCUGCGCAGAUGGAUACGUUAAACGCAAAACGAGCACAGCUAAAAGAGGUUGCUGAUAAGUUACAAGCACUUAACGACGAAUUCGCUGCUGAAACAAAGAAAAAGAAAGAUCUUGAGGACGACAUAUAUAUUUGUGCUCAAAAAUUAGACAGAGCUGAGAAGUUGAUUGGGGGUCUCGGUGGAGAAAAAGCUCGGUGGUCAGCUACCGCCAAAGAAUGCGAAGCUUUACUUGGAAAUGUCAUAGGAGACGUUAUUCUAUCUUCAGGAGCCAUUGCUUAUUUGGGUCCAUUUACAGUCAACUACAGGCAGUCCUUAUUAAAAGAAUGGAAUGAAUACGCCUUAAAAUCUGGAAUUCCCUGUUCUAGUAACUUUUCAUUAGUUGUUACAAUGGGCGAACCAGUAGUUAUAAGAGCUUGGAAUAUAGCUGGAUUGCCAGUGGACAACUAUAGUAUUGAAAAUGGAAUUAUCUCAACCACAGCCAGAAGGUGGCCGUUAAUGAUUGAUCCGCAGGGCCAAUCAAACAAAUGGAUCAAGAACAUGGAAAAGACCAAUAGACUCCAAGUAAUCAAACUCACUGACGCAAAUUAUGUCAGAGUUGUAGAAAAUUCCGUAACUUUUGGCACCCCGGUUCUGCUAGAAAAUAUAAGCCAAGAAAUCGACGCCAUAUUGGACCCUGUUUUAGUAAAGACGAUUUUUAAGAGUCAAGGCGUUUGGUACUUGAAACUUGGUGAUAACGUUCUGGAAUAUUCCUUUGACUUUAGAUUGUAUAUCACCACCAGAUUGAGAAAUCCCCAUUAUUUACCAGAGAUAGCGGUGAAAGUGACGUUGGUGAAUUUCAUGAUAACUCCACAAGGAUUACAGGAUCAGUUGUUGGGUAUUGUGGUUGCUAAAGAAAAACCGGAGCUAGAAGAAAAGAAAAAUAUGAUGAUUGUGGAAAGUGCCAAUAACAAAAAAAUGUUGAAAGAGAUUGAAGACAAAAUUUUAGAAGUUCUGUCUACAUCAGAAGGAAACAUACUGGAGGAUGAAACAGCAAUAAAGAUCCUAUCCAGCAGUAAAAUUCUCUCCGAAGAGAUCCAGGAGAAACAAAAACAAGCUGCAAUAACAGAAAAGGAAAUAGACACGGCUCGAAACGGCUAUUUGCCUGUAUCUAAACAUUCGUCAGUUCUAUUUUUCUGCAUAUCUGACCUGGCAAACAUAGACCCAAUGUACCAAUAUUCUUUAGUUUGGUUCAUUAAUCUGUACAUUCACGCAAUUGACGUAAGUCCGAAAUCCUUCAUUCUGGACGAGCGAUUAGCGGCUUUGAAUGAUUAUUUCACCAAUAGCAUUUAUAGAAAUGUAUGUAGAUCAUUGUUUGAGAAAGAUAAGCUGGUCUUUUCGAUGGUGUUGUCGGUAGGAAUACUCAGAUCUCACGGUGAUAUAAAUGAAGAUAUUUGGAAUUUUUUCCUAACUGGUGGAGUUGCUUUAGAUAACCCGCAUGCUAAUCCGUCUCCAGACUGGUUAUCAGAUAAGUCAUGGUCUGAGAUUGUACGAGCCAGCAACUUAAAAGGGUUAAAUAAUUUUAUGGCAUCAGUAAAGAAAGACAAUACAGCUUGGAAAAAGUUUUACGAUUCGUCUAAUCCCAAUGAACUGCCGUGUCCAGCGCCGUUUAACCAUGUAAAAGGAUUACUCAGAUUGGUUCUAAUACGUUGUGUUCGACCGGAUAAAGUAGUACCAGCAGUUCAGAAUUACGUCGUGGAGGAGAUGGGGCCAUCUUAUCUAGAACCACCACAAUUUAACCUUGAAGAAUCUUACCACGACAGCAACCCCUGUUCACCGCUGAUUUUUAUUCUAUCUCCCGGAGCGGACCCUAUGGCUGGAUUGGUUCGUUUUGCAGCAGACAGAGGAAUUAGUAAAACAUCAUUAAUGACAGUAUCUUUAGGACAAGGACAAGGACCCAUAGCAUCUAACAUGAUUUCCACCGGUCUUGAAACUGGACAAUGGGUUGUACUCCAGAACUGUCAUUUAGCUGAGAGUUGGAUGAGGGAGUUGGACAGAAUUUGUGAUGAGGUUAUUAUUCCCGAGGUCACCCACCAGAAUUUUAGGUUAUGGUUAACGAGUUAUCCUAGUAAAGCUUUCCCCGUAUCGAUUUUACAAAAUGGAGUUAAAAUGACAAAUGAAGCUCCUAAAGGACUACGGCAAAAUCUCUUAAGAUCAUAUUAUUCUGAUCCUAUAUCAAACCCAGAAUUUUUCGGUGCCUGUACAAAUCAAAAAGCCUUUAGGCCUCUGUUAUUUGCCUUAUGUUUCUUUCACGGCAUUGUUCAAGAAAGAAGGAAAUUUGGCCCACUUGGCUGGAAUAUACCUUACGAAUUUAACGAAUCUGAUCUGCGUAUCUCCGUUAUACAGUUGCAGAUGUUUCUUAUUGAUUACACUGACGUCCCUUAUGAUGCUUUGACAUAUUUAACAGGAGAAUGCAAUUAUGGCGGCAGAGUUACCGACGAUAAGGAUAGAAGAUUACUGAAUUCAUUGCUUUCCAUAUUUUAUAUCCCAGAAACUGUUAAACAUCCAGGGUACGCAUUUUCCCCUAGUGGAAUGUAUUAUGUCCCAACAAAUAAUACUUGGGAAGGUUGUUUAGAAUAUAUUAGAAGUCUGCCUAUCAACGCGCUACCAGAAGUUUUUGGAUUGCAUGAAAAUGCCGAUAUCACUAAGGAUAAUCAAGAAACUCAAGCUCUUCUGCAUGGUAUACUUCUAACACAAACAAUGAUUACUGCGGGAGGAGCUGCAGAAGACACUCAAGCUCAAGUUAUCGACCUAGCGAAUGAUAUAUUGGACAGGAUACCAAGUAUUUUUGACAUUGAAUAUGCUGAUGAAAAAUAUCCGGUCAUGUAUACAAAUUCAAUGAAUACCGUCUUAAAACAAGAGCUGAUACGAUUCAAUCGGCUAAUUGUAGUGGUUAAAAAGUCACUGAGGGAUAUGAUUAAAGCUGUACAAGGAUUGGUAGUAAUGUCACCGGAACUAGAACAAACCUGUGAAGCUCUUGUUGUAGGAAAAGUUCCUGAAGUUUGGGCAAGCAAGAGUUAUCCAAGUUUAAAACCAUUAGGUUCUUACGUGAACGAUCUGAUUGCCAGGCUAAAAUUUUUACAAAAUUGGAUAGACAACGGCGAACCCAACGUCUAUUGGAUAUCGGGAUUUUACUUUACUCAAUCAUUCUUAACAGGUGUUCUGCAAAAUGUUGCCAGAAAGAAGAAAUUGCCAAUAGACUGGAUUCACUUCGAAUAUUAUGUAACUGAAUAUGAACCUGACAACACGGACGUAACAUGUCCAUUUGGAGUUUAUUGCAAGGGACUCUUUCUGGAAGGUGCGAGAUGGGAUAGAAAGUUACGAAGACUGAACGAAUCAUUUCCAAAAAUAUUAUUCGACUUAAUUCCAAUAAUGUGGAUGAAACCAGCAGAAAUAUCAAAAUUUUCUCCUCCUCAAUGUUACUAUUGCCCAGUUUAUAAGACUAGUGCCAGAAGAGGUAUUUUAUCAACUACCGGGCAUUCCACUAACUUUGUGAUGUAUAUUACCUUGAAUUCCAAUGUACCAGAGAAACAUUGGAUCAAUCGUGGAGUUGCUUCUUUAUGUCAGCUGGAUGACUGAUUUUUAUUGACUGAUUUUACAUUGUUUUUUACAUUGUACACUUUUUUUAAGUAAAGUAGGAAUUUUCUAUUAAA
Molecule: messenger RNA, 12356 nt
Organism: Diabrotica virgifera virgifera (western corn rootworm)
Lineage: Eukaryota; Metazoa; Arthropoda; Insecta; Coleoptera; Chrysomelidae
Gene: Dnah3
Product: dynein axonemal heavy chain 3
Exons: 57
Coding region: 37-12282 (4081 amino acids)
Biological process (GO): microtubule-based movement
Cellular component (GO): dynein complex
Molecular function (GO): dynein light intermediate chain binding; dynein intermediate chain binding; ATP hydrolysis activity
Source: RefSeq, a predicted model, not a curated record